AUGCCUCUGAAACCCUUUAUUCUAUGGGGUGGUGUCGGUGGUCCAAAUCCAUCCAAGGUAUCCAUCAUCCUCACCGAGCUCUCCCUGGCCUUCGAAUCCGAGUACCUACGCUUCGACAAGCUCAAGACCCCAGAAUACCUAAAGCUCAACCCAAACGGACGCCUUCCCACCCUCGUUGAUCCCAACAAUGGCGACUUUACCCUAUGGGAAUCAGGAGCGAUCAUCGAGUAUGUCAUUGCAAAGUACGACAAGGAUCACCUGCUCAGCUAUGAGGCUGGAAGCGACCUGGAUUUCCAGUGCAAGCAGUGGCUUCAUUUCCAGAUGAGCGGACAGGGUCCAUAUUACGGCCAAGCUAGCUGGUUUGCAAGACACCACCCUGAGAAAAUUCCUUCGGCUAUUGAACGUUAUGUGAAAGAGGUAAAGCGCGUCUCGGGCGUCCUGGACGAUCAUCUCAAAGACCGGGAGUAUCUCGUCGGCGACAAGUGUACCUAUGCAGACCUAGCUUUCAUCUCCUGGCAGAUGGGCAUCAAGGCAGUCACGGCUGAGAGAUAUGAUGAAGAGAAGGAGUUUCCGCACUUGAGUGCUUGGUUGAAGAGGAUUACUAGUCGGCAGGCUACGAGUCGUGUGGUGGAGGAGAGGAAGGCGGUUGAGGCUGCAUUCUUUGCUAAGAAAUAG
Messenger RNA from Lachnellula hyalina, 675 nucleotides. RefSeq names its product Glutathione S-transferase-like protein gedE. Lineage: Eukaryota; Fungi; Ascomycota; Leotiomycetes; Helotiales; Lachnaceae. The coding region runs from base 1 to 675 and encodes 224 amino acids. The record is from RefSeq and is a predicted model, not a curated record. The transcript is spliced from 2 exons.